Messenger RNA from Siniperca chuatsi (mandarin fish), 1215 nucleotides. It is a transcript of the gene ubfd1, whose product is annotated as ubiquitin family domain containing 1. The record is from RefSeq and is a predicted model, not a curated record. NCBI's taxonomy places the organism in Eukaryota, Metazoa, Chordata, Actinopteri, Centrarchiformes, Sinipercidae. The transcript has 7 exons. The coding region runs from base 98 to 928 and encodes 276 amino acids. Gene Ontology annotation, molecular function: RNA binding; cadherin binding.
UUCGAUGACGCAUGCGUAUUUCCAUUCUGUCUUCCUUUCCACCGGCUAACUGAAACUACAAAUGUUUUAACGUUGUGACGGAAGUGAAGAAGUCAUAAUGGAAACUGAGGAAAAGCCAAAAGAAGCUGAACCACUAGGAGAAGAUGCUGAAAAGGGGGACACAGAAAUGAUGUCUCACACAGAUGCAGGAAACGCCACAACUCAGGACUCUAGUAUUAGCAAUGGGGACGGCGCAGAUGACAAGCAGGAGAUGGUUGACUUGAAGAUUAUCUGGAACAAGAAUAAAUAUGAUCUGAAAAUUCCUGUCGAUAACACCGGAGCCAAACUAAAAGAGAGCAUCCAUUCACUUACUGGUCUUCCACCGGCAAUGCAGAAAGUGAUGUACAAAGGAUUGCUUCCAGAGGACAAGACGCUACGUGAAAUAAAGGUUACAAAUGGUGCAAAAAUAAUGGUGGUGGGAUCUACAAUAAAUGAUGUAUUAGCUGUGAAUACACCCAAAGAGGUCAUUCAGCAGGAAGUUAAAGCUGAAGAAAACAAGAAGGAGCCUUUAUGCAGCCAAAAGCAACACAGGAAAGUUUUGGACAAAGGUAAACCAGAUGACAUAAUGCCAGCUAUUAAAGGAACAAAGGAACGAUUACCAACAGUGCCUUUAGCCGGAAUGUAUAACAAGUCCGGAGGAAAAGUUAGACUCACAUUUAAACUGGAGCAAGAUCAGUUGUGGAUCGGAACAAAGGAGAGAACGGAGAAAGUCCCAAUGGGCUCCAUUAAAAACGUAGUGUCUGAACCCAUUGAAGGCCAUGAGGACUAUCACAUGAUGGCUUUUCAGUUGGGUCCAACAGAAGCGUCUCAGUAUUGGGUCUACUGGGUGCCUGCACAGUUUGUCGAUGCAAUCAAAGACACAGUCCUUGGAAAAUGGCAGUAUUUCUAAUGUGCCUCUUUUUUGACGAUGAACUGGGAUUAACGAAUCUGGAGUCAACAGCGAGGCUUAAGGAACUUAUUGGAAUAUGUUGGAAGGAAACGGACGGGUGCCUGUGGACUAAUCAUAUUGUUUUUAGGUUAAAAGUGCACUAUGUGGCAGCAUAACAUUUCUCAGCCCUGUUGAUCAUUCAAGGUUUUCAGCAAAUGCAAGGGAAAAUGAUGAAACAAUUGUACAGAAAUUGCUAACACUUUUCUUCAGUUAUUCUUAAAGAAAUAAAACUUAUUUAAUGAAAUUAA